CGUACAUAGGUUAAUUCUGCAGCUCGCGCUGUUUAUCAAACCCCUAUUUAAAGCGCACUCAGAGGCGUCAGUUGCCGCUUCUAUGCCCAAUCUAUUGUUGAACGCCACCCCAUGUUGAUAUCAAUGCAGAUAAAUCCAGCUUAUAGUUACAAAAAUGCCGGACGAUGUGUCCAUGAUUUCCCCUUCCAACGCUGCGUCUCGAUCGGUGUUUCCGAGAGGUCCCAGCUUUACCCUUGAGGACUUUUCAAGUCGCGAUUUUAUCGUCAAGGAGUUUAUUGAAGCGCUUUCCGACUCCGCCAUCUCAAAUCGUCGUUCUACACUUAACCCCGCAACCGGGAAUCAACCGUUUGACCCUAAACCACUUAUUCGGUCCCUCGAGCACGCACAACGACGACUGGGUGAAAUUUCAGGCGACCUGGAGAUCAAAGAGAAUGAAUUAUCGGCCGCAGUCCGCAGGGCGGAGGCACAGCACUCCCAGAACCUUAACACAUUGGGCAAAAAAUUGAAACAAACAAUUGAAUCGUUCCAGCAGCUCGACACAUCGCUCAAUGGCGCAGGACUACCAGGUGCAGAACUUAUCGGGGCCACUGGAAACAUGGCAGUGGAGACUGGAAAAAGGCUAGAGGAGUUGGACCGCCAAAGACGUCGGGCGCUUGACGCCCGCUUCUUGCUCGAAUGCUGGGACGGAGUGAGCAAUAGAGGCGAGAUAACACUGCUGGAGAAUUUGAGAAGAUCCGGAACAGGUGAGGCUAAGGUAAGAUCAGCACAGAUUGCGCGACAAUUACUGCGUAUCAGCCAAAGACUUGACACCGAGAGCUGGAAUGAUUCAGGCGGAAGAACUACCGGGCUCCUUGGGAACGGAUCCAUAACUGCAGACAACCACACAAGUGGAAGGGGCGAUGGUGUUAGACGAAAUACCCGUGAGAUUAUCGAAAAAUUCUCUGAGACUUUGGAGAAUGAUUUGUUAAAGCAAUUUGACGACUUCUACCGCAAGGCAAACUUUGAAGGCAUGAAAGACUGCGCAAAUGUGCUCCAGGAUUUCAACGGUGGUGCAAGCGUCAUCGCUCUGUUUGUCAACCAGCACCAGUUCUUCAUUGAUCGGAGCCAGUUGGUUACAGAAGAAGUAGGGGGUGAUCUGGAAACCUGGGAAAUGCUCGCAGACCCUGAUGCCGAACCUCUGAAAGUGGAGCCCAGUCUUCAAUCCCUGAUCGAUGAAGUCAAGGUUGUAGUGCAAGAGGAAUCUGCCAUUAUCAGACGGGCUUUUCCGUACUAUGAGCAGGUGCUCGGGAAGUUCUUACAACGUGUGUUCCAACAAUCCAUACAACAAAGACUGGAGAUGGUCUUGGAGAAAGCGAACAGCGUCUCGUCAUUAGCAUUUCUGCGGUCCUUACAGAGCUCACGCAGCUAUAUAAGUGCUCUGGUUGAUGAUUUGAAAAGCCACGGGUUGACCGAACAUCCAGAUGCAAUCUCUUCGCAGACAGCCCUGGUUCUCGACCAGCAACUGGAAGAUCUAUUUGUGCCAUAUUUUGUUGGGUCGUCAUACAUAGAGAGGGAGAAGAGGACACUGGAAGAGCUGUAUACGUCUUUGCUUUUCAAAUUCACCACUUUCCAUGCCCGCAGGAAAAAAGCCGCGACGACCUUUAUGGCAUCUCUCUCGAAGUCCGGUACUGAAAUGCUCUCUUCAGCGCGUGAUGCAUAUCUAAACCGUCUGGAGUCCUCGGAAUUUCCCCCUACCCAAAGAAGAAUGUUGCUUCAAGUGGCGGGGCUGAGGGAGUCUAGUGACCUCGCGAAGACUACUGAUAUCAAACUUACCGAAGAAGAUGGCAUUCCGAGCAUAUCUUCUGCAAAACGGAUGCUCAAGUGGCUUGCGGAAGCAGUUGGCAGGGGCUUGGAGCUUAGCAUGAACAGUGAAACACCCAAGGACAUGCUUGCACUGUUGAGUCUUCUUCUCUCAGUAAUGGGAGAAGGGUUCAUUGAAGUGUCCUUAGAUGCGGCUCUGGAAGCAGCAACGUCACAAGAGUCUGGAAGAGUGGAACCAGACUUUGCAUACCUACCAGCUAUUCGAAAUGCUAUUGGUAUUGCGAAUUUGAUGGUGAUGUGCAUAAACACCUUGCUUAUUCCUCUUGCCGCGGGUAGUAUCACGGUCCGUCGAGAGAUGGAAAAGAAGACCAAUCUUAUCACCAUGCGUGUAGAAGACAAAAUCAACACACUUGAACAGAAGGUCAUUGAAGCGACCCUAGUUUGGAUCGGCAAGCUUUUGUCUGGUCAAAAGAAGAACGAUUUCCGACCAAAGGAGGGUGAUAAUGCAGCUUGGUUGGAGAAACUGCAAACGCCAACAUGUGCUUCAAUUUGCACAUUUUUGACCCGUGUGCAUAAUGUCGUGAGGACAUCAUUGCCACCCAGCGGCUCCAAUCUUCGCCAGCUGCUUACAGAAAUUGUUAUUGGAACGCGCAGUCUCCUUCUGGAUCACUUCAAGCGGUUUGUUGUCAAUGGGCCUGGCGGACUUAUGGUCACCAAGGAUAUGACGCAGUAUACAAAUCUUCUCAAAUCCUGGGACAUAGAGGAACAGGUUAAAGGACCAAGCGGUACGCUGGACGUUCUGCUGGAGGUUGGUAACCUCUUUGUUAUUGGCUCUGAAGCUUUGCGUGAGAGAAUACGCGGCGGCAUAGCCAGUGCUAGCACUGGUGGAACCGCUGGAAAUACUCCCGGAGCAAGCUCUGGGCGAAGCCUCAGUGGUUCUGAUCAGGCCGAGACCACCCUUAGCGUACAGGAGGUCAGGGCCUACGUUUCUCGGAGAGAAGAUUCAAAUACAGCUGCACUGCAGAGUGUGCUCAACAUUCUCUAAUAUGAGGUAGCUUGUUUGAAGCAUGUCGCUAAUUUCCCACGAAGUCAGGGGCAAUGUGUGAUUGGAAUCAUGUGCUCAGUAUGCGCUAUAGGGUAUGCUGUUCGCCACAUGACCUUGAUCACACGUUGAUGGUUGACUGGCCCUGGUGCUGUUUCCAGAAAAGCGUCAGUUUGGUUCAAAGUUUGUAGUAGCAGUUCCCUGUACGGAGGAUUAUCAUGAUAGGGAGCAGAUUUGAUGGAUAAUAUGAUUUAAUGAGAGCCUUGAAAA
Molecule: messenger RNA, 3112 nt
Organism: Aspergillus ibericus CBS 121593
Lineage: Eukaryota; Fungi; Ascomycota; Eurotiomycetes; Eurotiales; Aspergillaceae
Product: exocyst subunit SEC10
Exons: 2
Coding region: 155-2845 (896 amino acids)
Biological process (GO): exocytosis; Golgi to plasma membrane transport
Cellular component (GO): exocyst; cytoplasm
Source: RefSeq, a predicted model, not a curated record